Molecule: messenger RNA, 2518 nt
Organism: Coffea arabica (coffee)
Lineage: Eukaryota; Viridiplantae; Streptophyta; Magnoliopsida; Gentianales; Rubiaceae
Product: acyl-CoA-binding domain-containing protein 4-like
Molecular function (GO): protein binding
Source: RefSeq, a predicted model, not a curated record
ACCGUUACGCACAGAUGCGGUAGUGCAGCUAUUUAUCUAUUAGGCCCGACGACAUCGCUAACCAGCUGUAGUAUAAGAAAUCCCAUUGACAAGUAAAGUGGACGUUAAAUCUAAAAGUCGCCCCCGACAGAUUACCGCCGUCGUCGUCAAAUUCGGGGCGGGAGAUCCAUCCGAUCCCCAACUACCCCUAAAUUCUGAGCACUGAAGUACUUUAUUGGGUUUCUUGAGGUCUGGUUUUCCUGGAAAUCGAGAUCCACACCUGUAUAAGAGGUUAAAUUCAGACAGGUUAUGUAGAUUUGUAUGCACAAAUUAAAUUUGUUAUGGGAAAGAAGAAGUCGAUGUUCUCAACAGACAAUCAUUUAUGGGAACUUGAUCUAGAAUGUUUCCUUGUGAUGGAUUUCUAUGCAGCAGACUUAUCAGUUUUGUCUGUCUGCAGUACUAAACUCUGUUGAGUCUGGUGAAGAGGGGUUAAGCUGUUAUGGGAACAGAUAAUCAAAAUUGGCAUUUGCAUGUAUCAUUUGAUCAAUGGGUAGCAGUCCCAGUGCCCGGUCCACGACCUGCUGCUCGCUACAAGCAUGCUGCAACUGUCGUUGAUGAGAAGUUGUAUAUUAGUGGUGGAAGCCGUAAUGGGCGCUACUUAUCUGAUGUCCAGGCUUUUGACCUUAAAAGUCUGACAUGGUCCACUAUAAAGUUGAAAUUGGAAUCUAAUGCUGUUAAGAUGAAUGAUGGGAUCAAGUUUGAAGGUCUUCCUGCAAUCGCUGGUCACUGUAUGAUUAAGUGGGAAAACAAGCUGUUGCUUCUUGCUGGUCAUUCAAAGCAUGUUUCUGACGGUGUAACAGUGCACUUUAUCGACCUUGAAACACAUAAUUGUGGUGUCAUAGAGACCUAUGGAAAGGUUCCUGUAGCUCGUGGUGGGCAAUCUGUUACACUAGUUGGCUCUAAGCUUGUAAUGUUUGGCGGAGAAGACAGGAAUAGAAGACUGCUCAAUGAUGUUCAGAUAUUGGAUUUGGAGACCAUGACUUGGAGCUCUGUGGAGACUACGCAGACACCUCCAGCUCCAAGAUUUGAUCAUGCAGCUGCACUGCAUACAGAGCGCUACCUUCUGAUUUCUGGCGGUUGUUCUCAUUCAGUCUUUUUUAGUGAUCUCCAUGUGCUGGACUUGGAAACAAUGCAAUGGUCCCAACCGCAAAUUCAUGGGGAUCUGAUGAGACCGAGGGCUGGUCAUGCUGGUGUCACCCUUGAUGAGAAUUGGUAUAUAGUUGGUGGCGGAGAUAAUAGAAGUGGUGCCCCAGACACUCUUUUGCUGGAUAUGUCUAAGCUUGCUGUGUCAGUGCUGACAAGUGUAAAGGGGAGAGAGCCACUAGCCAGUGAGGGCCUUAGUGUUUCCUCUGCAGUGCUAGACACCAAGAAGUUCUUGGUUGCCUUUGGUGGUUAUAAUGGAAAAUAUAAUAAUGAGGUUUUUGUUAUGAGGCCUAAACUGAAGGACAAUUUACUUCCCAAAAUAUUCCAAUCCCCAGCAGCUGCUGCUGCUGCAGCUUCUGUUACUGCUGCAUAUGCUUUGACCAAAUCUGAAAAGUUAGACUUGACAGAAAGAGAAGAUUCAAAUUUCAAGGUCAUUCAGGUGGAUCACUCCCAGCAGGAUCUUUCAGUCGAGAUCAGUUCAAUUAGAGAAGAAAAAAGGUUGUUGGAGUUAUCCCUUAAAGAGGUCAGAUCAGAAAACUCUUCUCUGAAGGCUAAGAUUGAAGAAAUUAAUGGAACUCAUGCUGAGUUGUCAAAGGAACUCCAAUCUGUUCAAGGUCAACUUGUGGAUGAGAGAUCAAGAUGUGCUAAACUUGAGGCACUUAUAGCUGAGCUACAGAAGAAUCUGGGGUCAUUGCAGCCGGUAGAGGAGGAAGUUCAAAUACUCAGGAAACAGAAAGAUGAAUUUGAACGUGAAAUGGAACUUGCUGCCGCUAGUGCCCAGAGACAAAAUUCUGGUGUUUGGAAGUGGAUUGCAGGAUGAGUUGGGGUAGUACUACUCUGAUCUAAGGUCAGCGCUAUAUAGUCUAACGGUCCAUCCUGCAGAAGGAAAGUCAUCCUCCAUAAACACGGUUGCAAGAAACUUGAUACACUUCCUUUGGGAAGUAUUUAACAGCUCAGGGAAGGAUCAUGGAGUGACGUGUAUCUCGAAGAUGCGGCAAUCUAGUUUCAUUUAAUUGUUCUAGUUACCUUGUUGGACCUUUCGAUUUUAUCUUCAUGAAUGUAACUUUUUGAUAUCAAGGUUCCAUUUUUAUUUUCCUUCCUCAUGUAAUAUUUACUGCAGUUACACCUCCAAUGACUUGCAUUUAUUUCUUUUUGAUAUGUAAAGUCACACGAUUGGCUUCAAUUUUUUUUUUUUUUUGACACCAACGUUGCUGUUGUACUCGUACCUUCACCCUGCAGCUUCUCUUGAAUAAUCUUUUAUUCUGUAACCGAUCAGAUGUGCAUGACCCUCCUGGUUUCAAGACAUUAUUGUCUUGCAUAUUGGUGAUUCAACCCA